ACUUUUUGUCUCUCCAUAUAUAUAUUCACAGGUGUUUCUGCCAUGUCCUCCCUCUUGUCCCUGGCCUGGGUGCUUGCCUCCUACCACAAACUCCUGCGUGAUUCACGUGACGACAAGAAGAGCAUGAGUUACCGAGGUGCUCUGGUGCAUCUGUUCUGGCGUCUUUUUACCAUCUCCUCACGGGUGCUUUCCCUUGCCCUCUUUGCCUCUGUUUUUCACAUCUACUUUGGCAUUUUUGUGGUGCUCCACUGGUGUGCCAUGGCUUUCUGGGUCAUCCAUGGCGGCACCGAUUUCUGCAUGUCCAAGUGGGAGGAAGUACUGUUCAAUAUGGUGGUGGGUGUGGUAUAUGUCUUCUGUUGGUUCAAUGUACGUGAAGGCCGGACACGGUACAGAAUGGUGGCCUAUUACACAGUAGUACUGUUAGAGAAUGCCAUCCUCAGCUCCCUUUGGUAUGCGUACCGCGACCCAGCCACCACUGACGCCUAUGCCUCUUUUGCCCUCUGCGGCGUCUUCCUGUGCUUUGCCUCAGGUGUGGCCUGUAUGGUUCUCUAUUAUGGGGUUCUACAUCCCAUGGGCCCCCGGCUGAGGGUGCUGGCCAGCUCAUGCUGUGCUGAGCUGUUGUGGGGCCUUCCAUUACCCCCAGAGGCUGAGCCCAUGGCUCCCACUCCAGGCCCCCGUGGCUCUCAGGCCACCCCCACACGGGGCCUGACGGGGGAGUAUGUGGAAUCAGAUGAAACAGCCACGGACACCUGCCUUCCUGUUUUCCAGGUGAGAUCCACAGAGCCUGUGGAUGCAGCUGGCAGGCCCAUCCGACCUGAGGGUCCUCUCAUCAAGAUAGACAUGCCCAGAAAACGCUACCCAGCCUGGGAUGCACACUUUGUGGAUCGGCGCCUGCGCAGGACCAUAAAUGUGCUGCAGUACAUUAGCCCUAAUGCGGUGGGCAUCAGGUAUAGGGACGGUCCGCUUCUUUAUGAACUCCUGCAGUAUGAAUCCUCCCUCUAA
Scatophagus argus is the source of this 1002-nucleotide messenger RNA. It is a transcript of the gene xkr6b, whose product is annotated as XK, Kell blood group complex subunit-related family, member 6b. Gene Ontology annotation, cellular component: plasma membrane. The coding region runs from base 43 to 1002 and encodes 319 amino acids. NCBI's taxonomy places the organism in Eukaryota, Metazoa, Chordata, Actinopteri, Scatophagidae. The record is from RefSeq and is a predicted model, not a curated record. Gene Ontology annotation, biological process: apoptotic process involved in development; engulfment of apoptotic cell; phosphatidylserine exposure on apoptotic cell surface. The transcript has a single exon.